Molecule: messenger RNA, 1690 nt
Organism: Puccinia graminis f. sp. tritici CRL 75-36-700-3
Lineage: Eukaryota; Fungi; Basidiomycota; Pucciniomycetes; Pucciniales; Pucciniaceae
Product: acyl-CoA dehydrogenase
Exons: 10
Coding region: 36-1403 (455 amino acids)
Molecular function (GO): flavin adenine dinucleotide binding; oxidoreductase activity, acting on the CH-CH group of donors
Source: RefSeq, a predicted model, not a curated record
UCUGCCAGACUACCACAUCAAACCACCAACAAACGAUGACAUCCCAUCCAAUCACUCGAUUCAUUCCUCAAUCAACUUGGCAUUUGGUCGAGCCUCACUUCACAUCGUUUGGGAAAGAGAAGUUGGAAAAAGUAAUCGAGUUUGUGGAGAAUGAAUGCAUCCCAGCAGAAUCAAUCUAUCACGCUCAAAUCUCAUCCGAUCCUCAAAGAAGAUGGUCAACUGUGCCCACGAUAAUGGAAGACCUAAAAUCCAAAGCACGCUCCCGAGGGCUCUGGAAUCUAUUCCUCUCUAAGGCGCACUAUCCUGAGUUAGGUGUGCCCUUGACCAACUUGGAGUAUGCGGUGAUGGCCGAAGUGAUGGGACAUGCCAUUCGGAUUGCUCCCGAAUCAAUGAAUUGCUCUGCUCCCGACACCGGGAAUAUGGAAGUCCUGGCGCGCUAUGGGACUCCGUACCAAAAAGAGAAAUGGCUCAAGCCGCUUAUGAAUGGCCAAACUCGUAGUUCUUUUGCAAUGACUGAACCUGCAGUGGCAUCUUCUGAUGCGACCAACAUCCAAACCAGUAUAAUGUAUGAUAAAAAAACCCAGCAGAUUGUCAUCAACGGUCGUAAAUGGUGGAUCUCCGGUGCUGGUGACCCGCGUAACGCUAUUCAUUUGGUCAUGGGCAAGUCAGAUACUUCUGCCCCCAAGCAUUCCCAGCAGUCGAUUGUCAUCGUGCCUCCCAACACUCCUGGCGUCAAACUGAUCCGCCCAAUGCAGGUGUUUGGUUACGACGAUGCACCGGAGGGACAUUUCGAGGUGUUGUACGAAGAUGUUCGAGUACCAAUUGAAAACUUGGUGUAUGAUUGGGGAAAAGGAUUCGAAAUAGUCCAAUCCCGACUUGGACCAGGUAGGAUUCAUCAUUGUAUGCGAUCAAUCGGGAUUGCGGAACGCGCGAUAUCUUUAAUGUUGCUCCGAGUAACGGACCCGCGCAAGAUGACCUUUGGGAAACAACUUUACCAGCACGGCGCGACGGCAAAAGAAAUUGCCUAUUCGCGUAUCGAGUUGGACGGAAUCCGACUGUUAGUGUAUUCAGCUGCCCAUCAAAUCGACUUGGUAAAAGCCAAAGGAGCGAUGAAGUCCAUAGGAAUGGCGAAGGCGCAAGUGCCUAAAGUUGUCAAUGCUAUCAUUGAUCGAGCGAUUCAAGUACAUGGUGGUGAAGGGGUGAGUCAAGAUCAACCCUUGGCCGCGAUGUUUGCUGCUGUGAGGACAUUAAGAAUGGCCGAUGGUCCCGAUGAAGUUCAUGAGGCCCAGGUGGCUCAAAUGGAAUUGAAGCGCGUUCCGCUACUGAGGCAACAACUGGAAGCCAAAACCGAAGCUGAGAAGGCCUUGCGCGUUCAAUAUCAGAUCGGGGGAUCCAAGUUGUGAUUCCUCAUCAAUUGUCCUUUUACAUCAACUCGUUUACAUAUCUACUCCCUGGACAAUUCUUUGAAUGACUGGAGGUAUUCUCGAAGCAAAUCUCUUUUUCUAAUUUAUGAUUUUGUAAUUGUCCGAAUCUUGUGUCAUGAUGAAUUCUUGUAGCCAGCCCUCAAUAAGUGUAUAUAUGUAUAAGCAGAACCUCCCGUUUCAUUCACUAGUUACGUGAUUUCAGGCAAGCUAAAUUUCAAUUUAUGAUUUGGCUCCAUGUUUUCAAGAUGACAUGAGGAAUCAUUGCG